Acanthoscelides obtectus is the source of this 385-nucleotide messenger RNA. NCBI's taxonomy places the organism in Eukaryota, Metazoa, Arthropoda, Insecta, Coleoptera, Chrysomelidae. The record is from the annotation of a GenBank genome assembly.
UGAAUAUGAUUCUACUGCAACCAUAGCUAAACUGACAUGAUGUAAUUAGAUGCUUUCGUAGUAUGAUGGACUUAGGAGAGAGCUGAACUCAUCGUUAAUGGAGCGUUGUCCUAAUGUUACAGCCACCGUUCAAAUGGACAUGUAAGAAGAGAGAGGAUCAGCCCGGAGUUUCGGUGACAAUGUCCGAAUUCCUGACACGCCCACACAUACCUACGCAAAUAGAGGAGAUGCCAAGCAGUGAUACGACCACAGCAUUAGUGCAUGUGAAAAAAUGAAUACCUUCAUAUAUGUUUUAAAAAUGUGGAGACCUGUGGUCUGCCCAAAUCACAUACACAUACAUAUAACGAUCAUUAGUAAUAAUAAUUCACUGACAAUAAUAUAGAGA